Trachemys scripta elegans is the source of this 1105-nucleotide messenger RNA. Its product is annotated as ras-related protein Rab-10-like. Gene Ontology annotation, molecular function: GTPase activity; GTP binding. Lineage: Eukaryota; Metazoa; Chordata; Testudines; Emydidae. The transcript has 6 exons. Gene Ontology annotation, cellular component: recycling endosome; Golgi apparatus; insulin-responsive compartment. The record is from RefSeq and is a predicted model, not a curated record. Bases 1 to 552 code for a protein of 183 amino acids. Gene Ontology annotation, biological process: cellular response to insulin stimulus.
AUGAAUGAGAGCAAGCUAGCUGAAGCUUACCCAGAUGAGAGAGAUGGUGGGCUGGGAAAAGCCUCUGGAAGAGAUGGCAGAGGCAUUGAUUUUAAAGUAAAAAAAAUAACAUUUAAUGAUACAACAGUGAAACUUCAAAUAUGGGAUACUGCUGGUCAGGAACAAUUCCAUACAAUUAGUACUAGUUAUUUUCGUGGAGCACGUGGCUUUGUUCUGGUCUAUGACAUAACAAACUCAGACAGUUUUCAAGGUAUAACAGGCUGGAUGAAAGAUAUACACGAGAAAGCAGAUGACGAGGUGGAUAUAGUACUGUUGGGUAACAAGUGUGAUAAGGAGACAGAACGUGUAAUUCCAAAGCAUAGAGGAGAAAAGCUUGCAUGGGAAUAUGGUAUACCUUUUUUUGAAACCAGUGCUACAAAUAACAUAAAUAUUGAAGAUGCCUUUUCAGUAUUGGUCAAGGAAAUAUUGGACAAGAAUUCCUGCAUAUUGUGUGACUUAGAUGUGGUGGAUCUAAAUGAAAGUAAGAAAAAGAGAACUUGCUGCCAGUUGUGAAAUGCCACCUGCACUUCUGUCUUACUUCAGGAAAUGUUAACUAUUUCAUAGGAAUACACAAAGGUGUUAAAACAAAUUUGAUUAUUUAGGCAAUUUCUUUAAGUUAGAGAAAUCUUGCUGCUGUAAGUAUUGACAUUUAUAAUGCCACAGUACUGUAUAUACAUGAAUGUUCUAUUUCCUAGUUUUUAAAGUGAAGUUAAAUCAAUUAUUUGCAUUUAGGACCUCUAUGACCAGCACAGUGGGACUAUUCAUAUAUGCCAGUGUUUGCAGGAAUGGGACCUAAAUGUACAAUCCUUCUCUUGUUGAAGUUAAUAACUGCCUUAAUUUUUUUUCUUUGUCUGUCUCUUCACAUAGUGAACCCUACAACAAAGGCCCCUCACACAUACAACCCUCUGAUCUAAAUGACCAAUUUAAAAUAUUCCCAAAGGUUCCAAUACAGCCUGAAUUAAGUUUAAAUUAGAGACAUUAUCAAUUAAAUUAGAGACUGUAACUGAGAUUCUGCUGGGUCCUUGGGUGGUCACUUCCCAAAACUAUCCAGAAAAGUAGGUUGUGU